CCACUGCAGUAAAAGUGAAAAUUCGUGGUAGCCAGCCUUGCUUGCCGUUGACUCUUGUCAGAGCGUAUGCCUAUUCUCUGCCGCGCAUCUUCCUUCCCACACACUCUAAAAUCCUUUCGUCUAUUUCUCCCAUUGUCAGCAGUAAACCCCCAUCCUCCAAAACGUAUCAACCAUGUCGUCUGCCGCCGGUAAGAGAGCUCUUCUUCUCGGUGCUGGAUUCGUCUGCGAGCCAGCCGUGCAAGCCCUCUCCGACGCCGGGGUCCAUGUCACCGUGGCCUGCCGCACGCUCAGCGCCGCACAAUCCCUCGCGGGCAACUACAGUAACACCACAGCCAUCGCCCUCGACGUUGCCAACGAGCCGGCUAAGCUCGACGCCACCGUCUCCCAAGCCGACCUCAUCAUCUCCCUAAUCCCCUACAUCUACCACGCCACCGUUGUGAAAGCCGCCAUCGCCCACAGCAAACCUGUCGUGACGACCAGCUUCAUCUCCCCAGCGCUGAGGGAGCUCGACUCGACCGCCCGAUCCGCCGGCGUGACCGUCCUCAACGAGAUCGGCCUCGACCCCGGCAUCGACCACCUCUACGCGGUGAAGACGAUCGACGAAGUCCACCGGGCCGGGGGCAAGAUCCACGCGUUCACCAGCUGGUGCGGCGCGCUGCCCGCCCCGGAGAACUCCGACAACCCCUUGGGGUAUAAGUUCUCGUGGAGCCCGCGGGGUGGACUCCUGGCGCUGCUCAACUCGGCGCAGUGGUACCGCGACGGCCAGAUCACCUCGGUGGAAGGCAAGGACCUGAUGGCGGCCGCCACGGCGCAAGGCCUCUUCCCCGGGUUUAAUUUCGUUGGAUAUCCCAAUCGGGACUCGGCUGGUCUCCGGGGGUCCUACGCCAUACCGGAGGCGCACACGGUCUUCCGGGGCACCCUGCGGUACGCGGGGUUUCCGGAGGUCAUUCGGGCGCUGGUGGGGUUGGGGUACUUCUCUCAAGACAAGCUCCCGGCUCUCGCGUCGGAUUUCAGUGGAAGACUGACGUGGGCGCAGUUGACGGCGCAGCUUCUGGGGCUUGCCGCGUCUGCCUCUGCUGAAGACGUGCAGGACGCUGUGGUGAGGAAGUGCUCGCUCAUCCUCGCGGAGAAGGGCGAGAAUAAGGAGGAGAUCGAUCGUGUGCUGUCAAGCCUUCGGUGGCUGGGACUCUUCGAUGGGACCCGGCUGGUGGACGGACGUGACACGCCUCUGGAUACGCUGUGUGCCGUGUUGGAGCGGCAGAUGGCGUAUCAGCCCGGCGAGCGGGAUAUGAUUGUGCUGCAGCAUCUCUUUGAGAUCGAGAACGCGGAUGGGUCGCGAGAGAGGCGCACCAGCACGCUGGUGGAGUACGGUGAGCCGGUUGGGCCUGGGUCGCGCAGCGCCAUGGCCAAGUUGGUGGGGUUGCCCUGCGCGGUGGGCGUGUUGGCGGUGCUGGAGGGCCGGAUUCAGGAGAAGGGCAUGGUGGCGCCGUGGACGAAUGCCCGGAUUGCGGAGACGCUGCGUGAGGAGUUGAAGGCGCGCUUCCAGAUUGAGUUGAAGGAGAACAUAGUGGGUUGAGUGCAUGUGUAGGAGGAAGCAAGUAGAUGGAUGAAGCUUCGCAGCAUGUGAUGCCGCGGACAUGAGUAUGAUUACAUUAUCAGUUUCUCCCUCCGCUCUCCUCGGCCGAAAUAAACUAACUACA
Molecule: messenger RNA, 1700 nt
Organism: Aspergillus aculeatinus CBS 121060
Lineage: Eukaryota; Fungi; Ascomycota; Eurotiomycetes; Eurotiales; Aspergillaceae
Product: aminoadipic semialdehyde synthase
Exons: 1
Coding region: 173-1576 (467 amino acids)
Cellular component (GO): cytoplasm
Molecular function (GO): saccharopine dehydrogenase activity
Source: RefSeq, a predicted model, not a curated record